This is a messenger RNA of Diatraea saccharalis (sugarcane borer), 1200 nucleotides long. Lineage: Eukaryota; Metazoa; Arthropoda; Insecta; Lepidoptera; Crambidae. The record is from the annotation of a GenBank genome assembly.
AUGUCUCCUAUGGGGCCUCGGCUAAUGUCAGAUGACACCCCAGCCAAAGAACCUUUGGAUCCCGAAGUCAUAUCCUGGAUGGCGUCUAUCGUGUACCUUGUGGGAACCCCAGCGGUGUUCCUGUUUGGAUUUAUAGUCGACAACUGUGGGAGGAAGAUCGCACUCAUGAUCACAUCGCUGUCUGUGGCUAUGUGCUGGGCCCUAAAAAUAUACUCCACGGAAACAUGGGCUCUCAUAACCGCCCGAGCAUUCCUGGGACUCACCGUAAGCGGAUCUUACGUUGUCACGCCCUUAUACAUCAAGGAGAUCAGCGAUGACUCCAUUAGGGGUACGCUCGGUAGUCUGGUGGUGUUGUCGCAGAACCUGGGCAAUUUGGUUGUGUAUCUGAUGGGGACGUACAUGAGCUAUCACUGUAUCCUGUGGGUCCUGUUGGCGGUGCCACUGGUGCAUUUACUGGUGUUCACGUCGAUGCCGGACACACCGUCGUAUUUAUUGAAGAGUGGAAAGACUGAGGAAGCUAGAACCGCUGUGGCGUGGUUAAGGUGCCGAGAUAGAACCGAUCCGGUGGUGGAAUCGGAGCUACAGAAAUUACAGCUGGAGUUGGAAUUGAACAAGUCUGGCAAAUUCGCGGGAGCCCUCAAGACCCUCGUGACGGACCGUGGUACGUUCCGUGCAUUCCGCGUAACCCUGGCGAUCAACUCGGCCCGUGAGCUGUGCGGGUGCGUGGCGGUCCUCCACUACGCGUCGCUCAUCUUCAGCAGGGCGAGUCAGGGCGGCUGGGUGUUGACGCCCAACCAGCAGGCGAUCGUGUUAGGAGUCGUACAGAUGAUAGGAUCGUUAACCGCUUCUAGUCUGGUGGAGAGGUGCGGCAGAAAGAGAAAGACUUCCGCAUUUUACGUGUUCUACUGCCCGUCACCGAAAAUAUUGUCAAGUGACACAAGUGUGAGCGUUAACGCUGUGGUACUGUGCCAGCCGCUGCUGGCGGGCACGUGCCUGGUGUCGGGCGUGUGCAUGGCGUGCGCGGGCGCCUGCGUGUGGGCGGGCGCGGGGGGCGCGGGGGCGGGGGCGGGGGGCGCGGGGGGCGCGUGGGUGCCGCCGCUGGCGCUGUGCCUCGCCAUCUACUGCGACGCGGCCGGCCUGCAGCCAGUGCCCUUCGUCGUCAUGACCGAGAUGUUCUCAUUCCAGGUAACGACAGUCUGA